Molecule: messenger RNA, 3452 nt
Organism: Hippocampus comes (tiger tail seahorse)
Lineage: Eukaryota; Metazoa; Chordata; Actinopteri; Syngnathiformes; Syngnathidae
Gene: gal3st1a
Product: galactose-3-O-sulfotransferase 1a
Exons: 3
Coding region: 1616-3034 (472 amino acids)
Biological process (GO): myelination; galactosylceramide biosynthetic process
Cellular component (GO): membrane
Molecular function (GO): galactosylceramide sulfotransferase activity
Source: RefSeq, a predicted model, not a curated record
AUUCACUAACCCUUCCUCUGAGUUGAUUUCCCUAAAUGAACUUUUUUUUUUUUUUAAUUUACACGGCUACCAAGGAUGACCUCAACAUAUUUUCUUGGUAAUAACAAUAGUCUUGUUUUGAAAUUCAUGCCAGUAAAUUUGUCAAUUUUCUUCACAAAUAUUCCCACAAUUUAUUUAUUUAUUUAUUUAUUUUUGCAUCUACUGAAAUCCAACGCACACACGGCAGCAGUAAUUCAAAACCACACAUUCCGUCACAUCAUUACGAGUAGCCCUUCAACUUAACUGAUUUCAAUAUACAGUACUAAUGAAUUAAUGCUACACUCUGGUUUUGUCCUUCAGAAAGUCCAUUUGUGCUGGUGACUUGGUAAAUGUGUCGUGCAGUAUAUGAACCUGCACAGGGUAAUACAUAGACAUCACCCAUUUAUUUAAUAAUUCAUUGGUGGUAUUUAUGGUUUAAAUGCCUUGAUAUGUGUUGUUCAUGAGCAUACACCUUUAUUGUAAAAAUUGAGCAUAUGUCAUUAUACAUGCAAAAACAAGCAUUUGUACGAUAGGCAUGAGCCGUGUUCAAUGCAGAUAAACAAGUUGGUAAUAGUGUGAGGUCUCACUGUCAUAAUAGCUAACAGUAAAGAGCAACUACAUUGAUAUUAAUAUAUAAAUUCCCAUUUCUGAUCCAUUUAUCACUUUUGGAAUGGGGGAGGAAACCGGAAUACCCAGAGAAAACCCACACACCCAGAUUCAUGAAAUCUAUUACAAUUUGAUAGAAACCUAUUUCAUGCCUUCUAAUUGUUACCAGACCACAGUAUUAAAUGACAAAGAGAAGGCACGUGCUGUCUUUGAGUGGGGCACUGAUGGUAUCACAGAGCGCUAAACAUGUUUUACAGAGCUGCAAAAAAAUGCUGAUAUGCAGUCACUUCAUUCUCAUAUUUUCAGUCAGAGUUUUUGCUGACACAGCACUGUGGCCAAAGUUUUAAGCACAUGCGUUUCUGGCUUACUGCCACAUUCCAAAAGACAUGCUUCUUAAGCGAUGUGAAGAUUCGAAAUUGUCCUUUGCUGCCAACGUGAAUCGUUGUUUAUAUAUGCUCGGCAAUUGGCUGGCAACCAUUCCAAGGUGUACACAUGAGGGGCCACAGCAAUCCGAGUGAAUUGGAUGAAAGAAACUUUUUCCUGAACUAACACAAAGCAUUUAUGUCUCUCAUUAUAAAAAAUGAAUAUCAUCUGUCAUCUACUUUUAAAGACGAUCCCUAAAAUUCUGUGAGAAUUAGGUGUUUCUAGUUGCAAAAGAACAUUGUCACUGCGUCAUGGCUAAUCUCCAAUGGAGAGAUGACAGAUAACUACAGAUCAGUAUCUACAGAAAACAGCAUUUCAUUCUUCUUAGGGAAAUACAAAAAACACCCUCUCUCAGGCUGCUGAUAACUGUACGAUGUGGCACAUUUUGUUCUGAAGCGCUGUGAAUGCCUAACUUGCAACACUGUAUGAAUGACGCAAAUGAAAUGCUUUUGAGGUGGAUUUAAAAUAACUGUGAUUGGCUGGCUACCAAUCCAGGUUGUGCCCCAUCUGUGGUCCAAAGUCAGCUCCAGCUGACCCACGACUCUCAUGAGGACAGUCGCAAUGCGAAAUGGAUGGAUUGAAAUUCAAGCGACCCUCCACCAUCAUCAAGUGCUUGAAUGCGGACGCUCAGAUUUUCAGCUCACUAAAUGUUUUACAUGCAUGCCUUGCUAUCAGUUGUUUUUCAGGUAACCCUUCAAUUUGCUGGACCAUGGCCGGAAAACACAGAAGGCAUUGGAAGUCCACGUGCAAGCGUUUGGUCCUGGGUGUCCUGCUGGCCGGCAGCAUUAUCUUCCUUUACUGCCUGUCCAUGACCCAAGUGCCUCUGAGCAUUCCUGAAAUUCCAGUGCCUUACUCCUGCGCCCACCGUCCAUCCCAGCUGCCCAGCAAACUAAACGGCAACAGCUCACGUGAAAGCACAGGGGAAAUGUGCACCCCCAAAGUAGACAUCAUGUUCAUGAAGACCCACAAGUCGGCGAGCAGCACCUUCCUCAACAUCCUUUUCCGCUUUGGAGAGAAACACCAAUUGAAGUUUGCGUUUCCCGACAGCAGGAAUGACUUCUUCUACCCUGCCUUUUUCCAGCGCUCCCACGUUAAAGACUACAAACCUGGAAUGUGCUUCAACAUCAUCUGUAAUCACAUGCGUUUCAAUGGCGUCGAAGUGGCCAAGCUGCUUCCCCUUGAUACCGCCUACAUCAGCAUUCUCAGAGACCCCGCAGAGCUUUUUGAGUCCUCCUUCCACUACUAUGGUCGGCUGGUGCCUUUCACCUGGAAGAUAGCGGGAGAUGACAAGCUGGCAGAGUUCCUUCGUAACCCCCACUACUACUUUGACCCGGAGGGUUUUAACGCGUUCUACCUCAGGAACUUGCUGUUCUUUGACUUUGGACAGGACAACACCCUCGAGCUGGAGGAUCCGCGUGUUGACGAGGGAAUCAAAUCCAUCACGGAGCGUUUUCAGUUCUUCAUCUUGGCGGAACAUUUUGAGGAAUCUCUCAUCCUACUCAAGGAUGCCCUCUGUUGGGAGAUUGAUGACCUCCUCUUCUUCAAGCUCAACGCCCGCAAGGAGUCAACUGUAUCCAAACUGACACCCUACCUGAGGGCCAGGGCCCGUGAAUGGAAUGCUCUUGACUGGAAACUGUACCAGCACGUGAACCACACCUUCUGGAGGAAAGUGGAUUCUUAUGGACUGCAGCGCAUGGCGGAGGAUGUGGCUGAACUCAAAAGGAGGAACGCAGAGAUGGUGGCUACCUGCAUCGAAGGGGGACGCGCCGUUGAUGCUGGCAGCAUCCAGGAGAGUGUCAUGCAGCCGUGGCAGCCAAUCGGGGAGAAAUCCAUCAUGGGAUACAAUCUGAAGAAGAACAUUGACAAGGCCCACAUAAAGUUGUGUCGGAAAAUGUUGAUGCCGGAAAUUCAGUACUUGAGUGAGUUCGGAGUCAACCUGUGGAUAACCAAGCUGUGGGGUCACAUUAGAGACAUCAUUAACUGGUGACUAAUUAUGAGCAAGUGGGGAUGAUUCUGCAAGGUCGAAUGUAGUCAGGCUGAAUAAAAGUGAUGGAGAACAAAGGGAUUUGCAGUUCUGUGACAUUUCAAUCAUCUCAUGGGUGCUUAAGUGAAAUAUUUCACAAUCUAUAAAUACCAAACUGAAUUAAAUUAUUUUCUCUGUUGAUUGAAAUAGUCGCAUAUUUAGACACAUUUUAUUUGAUUAAGCAUGAGAAUAAUGUGAUAUCUUUGCAUCUCUGAUAGCUUGUGUUUAUGAACAAACUAAUGAAAUGACACCACAAUCUUGAAUCCGUUAUUGAGAAAUUAAAAACCGGGCAGCUUCUUCAGCCAGAGACUGGUACACCCGCACUGCAAGAAGGAGAGGUGCCGCCGCUCAUUCCUGCUGACUGCUGUCAGACUAUUGAAUA